Ceratotherium simum simum (southern white rhinoceros) is the source of this 1653-nucleotide messenger RNA. It is a transcript of the gene ATP6V1B1, whose product is annotated as ATPase H+ transporting V1 subunit B1. The record is from RefSeq and is a predicted model, not a curated record. Gene Ontology annotation, biological process: vacuolar acidification; proton transmembrane transport; ATP metabolic process. Gene Ontology annotation, cellular component: proton-transporting V-type ATPase, V1 domain. NCBI's taxonomy places the organism in Eukaryota, Metazoa, Chordata, Mammalia, Perissodactyla, Rhinocerotidae. Gene Ontology annotation, molecular function: ATP binding; proton-transporting ATPase activity, rotational mechanism.
UUCUAGUUCCAGCUGAGCCUGAAGUGUUGGACCUGCCGUCAGCAGGCUCAGGCGCUCAGCUCCCAGCCGGACACCUCACCAUGGCCACGAAGGUAGACAGUAGGCCCGAGGGGCUCCCCAGCAGUAGCUGUGACCUGGGCGCAGCCCGCGAGCACAUGCAGGCGGUCACCCGAAACUACAUCACCCGCCCCCGUGUCACCUACAGGACUGUGUGCAGCGUCAACGGGCCCCUGGUGGUGCUAGACCAAGUCAAGUUUGCCCAGUAUGCCGAGAUUGUCAAUUUCACCCUGCCCAACGGGACUCAGAGGAGCGGGCAAGUGCUCGAGGUGGCUGGGACCAAGGCAAUUGUGCAGGUGUUUGAAGGGACCUCUGGGAUCGAUGCCCAGAAGACCACCUGCGAAUUCACAGGGGACAUCCUACGGACUCCAGUGUCGGAGGACAUGCUGGGUCGGGUUUUCAACGGCUCCGGCAAGCCCAUUGACAAGGGGCCAGUGGUCAUGGCGGAGGAUUUCCUGGAUAUCAAUGGCCAGCCCAUCAACCCCCACGACCGCAUCUAUCCUGAGGAGAUGAUUCAGACAGGCAUCUCUCCCAUUGACGUCAUGAACAGCAUUGCCCGUGGUCAGAAGAUCCCCAUCUUCUCAGCGGCUGGGCUCCCACACAAUGAGAUUGCUGCCCAGAUCUGCCGCCAGGCUGGGCUGGUGAAGAAGUCCAAGGCUGUGCUGGACUAUCACGACGACAACUUUGCCAUCGUCUUUGCAGCCAUGGGGGUGAACAUGGAGACAGCCAGGUUCUUCAAGUCUGACUUCGAGCAGAAUGGGACCAUGGGGAACGUCUGCCUCUUCCUGAACUUGGCCAAUGACCCCACGAUCGAGCGGAUCAUCACUCCGCGCCUGGCGCUGACCACCGCAGAAUUCCUCGCUUACCAGUGUGAGAAGCACGUGCUGGUCAUACUGACUGACAUGAGCUCCUACGCAGAGGCCUUGCGGGAGGUGUCGGCUGCUAGAGAGGAGGUGCCUGGGCGCCGAGGCUUCCCUGGAUACAUGUACACAGACCUGGCCACCAUCUACGAGCGGGCAGGCCGCGUGGAAGGCCGGGGCGGAUCCAUCACUCAGAUCCCCAUCCUCACCAUGCCCAAUGACGAUAUCACCCACCCGAUCCCAGACCUGACGGGCUUCAUCACAGAGGGACAGAUCUACGUGGACAGACAGCUUCAUAACAGACAGAUCUACCCCCCCAUCAACGUGCUCCCUUCCCUGUCACGGCUAAUGAAGUCCGCCAUCGGGGAGGGUAUGACGAGAAAGGACCACGGAGAUGUCUCCAACCAACUGUAUGCCUGCUACGCCAUUGGGAAGGACGUGCAGGCCAUGAAGGCAGUGGUGGGGGAGGAGGCGCUCACUUCAGAGGACUUGCUCUACCUGGAAUUCCUGCAGAAAUUCGAGAAGAACUUCAUCAACCAGGGCCCCUACGAGAACCGCUCCGUGUUCGAGUCGCUGGACCUGGGAUGGAAGCUGUUGCGCAUCUUCCCCAAAGAGAUGCUGAAGCGCAUCCCGCAGAGCGUGAUCGAUGAGUUCUACUCCCGCGAGGGGGCGCCGCAGGACCUCAUGUCCGACACCGCCCUCUAGGCCGCCCGCAGCCUCGCCCUGGGAGCACGGU